Messenger RNA from Clupea harengus (Atlantic herring), 1680 nucleotides. RefSeq names its product membrane-spanning 4-domains subfamily A member 4A. The record is from RefSeq and is a predicted model, not a curated record. Gene Ontology annotation, cellular component: membrane. Lineage: Eukaryota; Metazoa; Chordata; Actinopteri; Clupeiformes; Clupeidae.
ACAGUAAUGGGUUAAUAAAACUAAGGGGACGAAACAAUUGAGGUAGAUCACUUCCGUUUUAAAACCGAAAGGUAAUCGCAGCUCGGAAUCGCUCAGAUUUCGUUGUAUCUGAAUUACUUCUUACAUGCGCCUGUUUUCCAAAGAACUUUUGUGAAAAUGCCAUCAACGCUGUCCACUAGCAAAGGCCUUAUGGUUGUCACAAAGAUCGUUCCAUUGGAGGAUCACUGUGACAUCCCCAUCACAAAUGUUGUCAAUUCAGAAUCUAAAAAGCCGACCACGCAGAAUGAAAAACUGCCUGAAAUGACCCGUCUCUUUCAAAAAGGCUAUCCCAUGCCACUUGGAAUUGUGCAGAUAUUCCUUGGAAUGAUGACUCUGGCCCUUGGUGUGCUUGUUAUCCUCUCAUCUGAAUUCUUUGGGGAGGUCCCGCUGGGUCUUGGAAUAUUUUUUAUGAUAUCAGGAUCAAUAUCUGCAGCAGCACAUGAAGGAAAGCGCAUUUGUCUGAUUAAAGGAACUUUGGCCAUGAACAUCAUCAGUUCUCUGGUUGCACUAGCUGGCAUUGGAUACUUUUGCAUGGAACUGGCCAAACAGCCUGAGGAAUGCAAAAGGGAAGAAUGGGAUCAGAAUUAUAGAUACUGGCAAUGCAUGGCAUCUGUCAAUCAAUACAAGGCCGUGGUCAAUGGAGUGAAAGGAUUACUGUUGGUCAUGGCGGUGUUCCAGUUCUGUGUUUCCACCACAAUCUCUGUCUUCUCUGCAAAAGCCAUCAGACAAGAUUCUGCUGAUCAACUGGGGGGUACCGUUCGUUUCGACAUCACUGGAACCGGUGCUGACGAAAGCAGUACUGUUCCUCUGCUACCUUAGGAGGAAGUCACCGCUCCUACAUCACCUUAAAGGAGGGGAGGGGGGCCAUCAGCACACCACACAGCACUUAUCGUGAUAUUUGUCAAUGAACUGAAAGUGAAGUAAAUUUCCUAUGCACAUAUGUGUACAUUUAAUAUGCACAUUGAUAGAGAAAUGUGAAACUCUGACUUUAAUCAAGUAUGUAUGGGUGUUAAUCAUAUGCCUUUGUGAGCUGAAACAUGACAUUUUUGUCUCUGUAUGUCUUUGAUUCUUAAGUGCUGACGUUUCAAACGCUGUAUGUGUGCUUAAAAGUGUUCCCUCUGUGUGUGCGUAAGCGAGGGCUGAGAACUACUAGUCCUUCUUUUUUGCCUUGCUGAUGCAUUACGUUGCAAAAAGCAUAGCAAGAUGACCUCGGAGGUGGCAAACCCACCAUGUGGUUAUCUCAGUUGACAUAAUGCUUUGGCGUCAGAGAAACACUAAUCUCAACCUAUAUAAACCUUGUGUGUUGUGUUUAAUUUAGCUUCUCUCUCGUCUGCUGCAGUCUGGGAGUGAGCCCGGGCUCUCUCUUUCGUCCUCCAAGAUGAGAGUGAGCCUGUGCUUUUCUCUUGUCUGCCAAGACCUGAGUGAGCCCGAUAUGAUAAAAAGAUACUUAUACAAGACUCUGGAGUCCGAGGUAAACUUGAGUGUGAAUUUUCACCUAACACACAUAUUCCUGUUAAACUUGUAAGCACACAUUCUAAACUUUGCCUUUUUGUUAGUCUACCAUUAGAGCAUUGUGUAUUUUGUUAAGGUAGCUGAUGUAUUUUACUAAUUAUACUAAUAAAUAGUGCCUUUUUCUGAUCA